Messenger RNA from Lolium perenne, 2449 nucleotides. RefSeq names its product MLO-like protein 13. Lineage: Eukaryota; Viridiplantae; Streptophyta; Magnoliopsida; Poales; Poaceae. Gene Ontology annotation, biological process: defense response. Gene Ontology annotation, cellular component: membrane. The record is from RefSeq and is a predicted model, not a curated record.
CGGAAGGUCGUCCAUCCUUCUGCCGCCGGAAGGGAUAGACCGUUGGCGCAAUGGCGCGGUGGCGCCGCGAGCAAACCGGCGGCCGAAGCAAAGCACCACCAUGCCCUGAGCCUCCCCUUCCCCACGCGCGCGCAUCGUGCAAGGAGCAAGCACUAGCUACUAAGCUAGCAGCUAGAGCGCACGAGGCGGGGAUGGAAUCCAGCCGGUGGCCGCGGUCGGCAAGGCAGCGCCGCGACGCGACAGGCCGAUUCCUUCCGUGCCGCUGCCGCAGUCGCCGCCGCUCGACUCCCCCUUAACCGCACGCCACCUCGCCCAGACCCCGCAGCCAUGGUCGCCGAGCCGCCGCACCACCACCACCAGCAGCAGAUCGACGAGGAGGAGGCAUGGAGGACGCGUCGCUCGAGCACACGCCCACCUGGGUCGUCGCCGCCGUCUGCUUCACCAUCGUCUCCGUCUCCCUCGCCGCCGAGCGCUUCCUCCACUACCUCGGCAAGGCACUAAAACAUAAGAAGCAGAAAACGCUGUUUUCAGCUCUACAGAGACUAAAAGAAGAGUUAAUGCUUCUUGGAUUUAUUUCCUUCGUCCUGAGUCUCUCUCAGGGUUUUAUUGUUCACAUUUGCAUUCCGGAAACUGCUACGCGUUUCAUGCUUCCAUGCAAGAGAGAGAAUCACAAAGUUGCAGAAAAAGGUGGCAUAGUUUGCAAGAAAAAGGGUGAUGUUCCCUUGUUAUCACUGGAGGCAUUGCAUCAGCUGCACAUAUUUAUAUUUGUACUUGGCUUUGUCCAUGUUGUUUUCUGCGCGACAACAAUAUUGCUUGGUGGAGCAAAGAUAAGAAAAUGGAAGCAUUGGGAGACCAGAAUUCACAGAGAAAUACAACAGAAAUUACAGCAAACAGAGCAUCCAGGGAAAGUUACACCACCGCAUGUUUUGCUACAUCGUGAAUACCAGGGAGAAUUUGUUACUGAUCGAACAAAGGGAUUUUGGACGAAGCUGGCUGUUGUAAGCUGGAUUAUUGCAUUCUUGAAGCAGUUUCAUGAUUCUGUGAGUAAAUCAGAUUAUGUAGCCCUUAGAUCAGCAUUUGUAUUGAUACACUACCCACGGCGCCCAGACUUUGAUUUCCACAAGUACAUGACCCGUGCCCUGGAACAUGAUUUUAAGAGGGUUGUUGGUAUCAGCUGGUUCCUGUGGCUAUUCGUCAUCCUUUUCCUUUUGCUGAAUAUAAAUGGAUGGCAUACAUACUUCUGGUUAGCUUUCCUGCCUCUGUUUCUCCUGCUUGUUGUUGGCGCAAAGCUACAGCACAUCAUUACUCGGUUAGCUCAAGAGGCAGCAGCAUCGCUAGCCGACGAAACGAACCAAGUCCCGAAAAUAAAGCCAUCCAAGGAGCACUUCUGGUUUGGCAAACCUUCGAUUGUCCUUCAUAUUAUCCAUUUCAUCCUGUUCCAGAACGCCUUCGAGAUUGGUUUCUUCUUCUGGGUCUUGGUAACAUACGGGUUCAAUUCGUGCAUCAUGGAGCAGAAGGCUUACGCCAUUUCGAGACUUGUUAUUGGUUUGAUCAUCCAAGUGGUGUGCAGCUACAUCACCCUGCCGUUGUACGCCAUCGUCACUCACAUGGGCGGAGACAUCAAGCUGGAGGCGCUCGGCUCGGGCCUGCACGAGUCCGUGGCGAACUGGGCCACGGGCGCCCGGAAGAAGGGCCGCUCCGACACGAGCCUCCGGAACUCGCUCACCGCUAAGAAGACUGACCCCGCCGCCGCCCUCCCUGGUGCGGGUGCUGGUGGCAACGAGGUCGCCAUUGCGCGGGCGCCCAACGAGCGGUUCGGGAGCUCCCGCAACAUGCUGGCGCUGGCGGCGGUGUCCGACGGCGACGAGAUCGUGUCCGUCGUCGUCCACGACGGCGCCGACACCCGGAGGUGAACCUGCCGAGCGGCCGGGCGCGUGUAACGCACCGCACCGGCAACCCGUGCCGUUGCAAGGGGGAAACGUGGGCACGCCGAAAAAUUUCUGGUACUCACCAUCACGGCAUCCUUGUAAAUCCGUACCGGCGGUCGGUCGGGGACGCUCUCCGGCCGGCGGGCAGGCGUACGUCGCGACAUGUUGUGUGAGAUGCUACAAGCCGUGUUGGCCUCAGAUCAGAUCACCCCACGGUACCUGCUCGUCUUCCUACGAAUCAAAUGACACGCUGUACGUAGUACGUACUCCGGCGCGCGCGCACGCGCAUCAGACAUUCUCUCCCAAUUAUUGCCGACUCGACUCGACGUGGCGGCCGGCGUUGGCGUGGCUAGGGCAGGCCGGCGCGCGUACGUUUGCGUGCGCAUGUAGAGAAGGUAUCUCGUCUCAUGCAUCCCGUCCAUCUCGAGCACGCACGCACGCACGUCGGCCGCGCCUGCGCCUGCGCAUGCAUCGAUCGUGUCAGGGACAUGCAUGCAUGCGUACGUGCGCAGCCAGCCUGC